Molecule: messenger RNA, 2584 nt
Organism: Python bivittatus (Burmese python)
Lineage: Eukaryota; Metazoa; Chordata; Lepidosauria; Squamata; Pythonidae
Gene: FBXO15
Product: F-box protein 15
Cellular component (GO): SCF ubiquitin ligase complex
Molecular function (GO): protein binding
Source: RefSeq, a predicted model, not a curated record
AAGAGAGCGGCUCGAGGCAGGGUGUGUACGGACACCGGCGGAACGUUUCGACUUGGGAUACUGGGGACUGGGGGCGGGGCGGUUUCGGCCUGUCGCUUGCAAAGCCGCCUCCCGAAGACGGUCUCUAUGGCAACCGGACGCGGCUGGAUUUUGAGGCAGCACAGCUUAGGCUUCUCGCGCUUGUCGAUUGCCGCCGCUGCACGGCACGGAAUUCGCCCGCCGCCACCUCUCGUUGUCCCCCCCCCCGGAGAUAGCUCCAGCGCAGUCAGCUCUCCAGCGGGAGACGGUACUGAGUCAGAAUACUCAGCUAUUAUGCAGCUUUCUGAAAUGAAAGAGAUGCACAGUUGCUGGCAAUUUAGGAAGUCCAAUAAGUCAAAAUCUGUAAUCCAUGUUGACAGCAUACCAUCAGAAAUACUUUUGAAAAUCUUUUCGUACUUAGAUGUUGAGUCUCUACUGUGUAUUGGCUGCGUGAACAAACUUUUUUAUCAUCUGUCCAAUGACAAUGUUAUCUGGUCCAAAAUAUACUCUAAGUCUUUUCUACCUAAAAGAAAAAAAUGGAGGACCAAAUCUGUCCAGGAAACAGACUGCAUGUCUCUGAGCUUUCUGGAAUUGCAAGAUUCCAGGUCAAGAUACUGGAAGAGAGAAUACAUUAUGAAAAAAAUAGCUGCUCAAAGAUCCAAUAUAAUUCAGCUUCUUAAGCCAAUAAACACUUACACUGGUCUUCCACUUAAAACCAAAGAAGCUAUCAAAAUCUCUGGUCUGAGAUGGGUAAUCUUACUAAAAGACAGAAAUGGAAAGGAACAUGGAAUGGAUCAGGCAGACAUUUCUUUUAAUGAAACAUCUGUUACUGUAUAUUGGUAUAGUAAUAGAUGGCCUCUCUUAGAUACUUUGUCAACUUUGCAGUUAUUUGGAGUGACGCCAGUACUUCUGGGUGAGAAUAAAGUGCAUAAUAAAAAUGGCCCAUGGCAACGUUCUUUAAUUUCUGAAUAUGAGUUGGCUAACCUGACUGAAAAUGCAAAAAAGAUUGGUUGUGAUGCGCUUGUUGAACUCUACCAUUUUGACCAAGGGCUCAUGCUGGGACUUUGGAAGAAAAGUGAGAUUGCUUUUGUUAUGGCAAGUCUUCAUUACCACCAGCUCAUUGAAAGAAGCACUCUUGGUUCUGCUACAGUGAGACAUUAUGCAGCCCCCAUUAAGGCUAUCCCAGAUGAUAUUGACCCAGAAUAUGGCAUGCAUGGCUAUCAGCUGCACAUUGACCUACAGAAUAGAGGAAAUACUUAUAUAUGUAGUACAUUUCGCAGUUUGUUUUGUAAAAAAGAAUACAUUAGAAAUGGAUAUCUCAGGCUUACAGUAAUCAGUUACAAAAAUGAAGUUGAACAUCUUCCUCUUGAUGGAAACAUUGGAUUGUCUUGGAGGACAGAUGCAUUUGAAGGCACUAUUAAGAAUUGUUUCAUUAUGGAUCUGACUCUUCUGGAUGAUUCACAAAAACCAUUUUGGUGUGUUAGUGUUCCAGUAAGCAUGAAUUUAUCAUUCAAGCCAUCUACCCUCUAUCAGUAUCUGGGACCUAGUUAUUAUAUGAAUUAUAAGGAUUCAACUGGAAAAGUUUAUAUGGAACUAAUAUGGAUGGAAGAAACAAAUGAGUAUUAUAUAGUUAAUCUAGUCAUUUAUUUGAGCACCCACAAAGUUAAUAGUUGUUUUGGCACAAAUUAUUGAAUUUAUUAUUGAAAUUAUUGAAUUUUUUUUAACAGUACUGAUUUUCUUAAGAAUACUUAUUUUUUUAUUAUGUUUAUCCCUAAAGUAUGUGUCAUAAAUGCCUGUUGAACCAACCAAACAAACAAAAAAAAUCCUUGAUUUUCUUGGUUGUAUUUGACUAAAAAGAAAAGCCUUUAUGUUUGGGACAGCCUUAUAUUUUGAUUUUUUAUACAUGUAAAAUAAAUUGUGUUCUCUCUUUGAGCUAUCUGUAUUACCAAGAAAAUUCAGUAAUUUGAAUUGAAAAUUGAAUUUAAAAAAUUACAUCCACAUUAGGGAAAUUUCCUAGAUUUUGAAGCCAUAUGAGGGUAAUUAAUAUGACUAUGUUUAUACAAACCAAAUAUGUACAGAGGGAGUAUGUAUGUUUAUGUAUAAACCAAUCUUCCGUGACAUUUAUUUCUUAGAUUUAUAGCUUUCCUUUUGUACUGGAGUUCAAGGCUGGGUACAUUGUGUGAUGAUAGGGGUGGUGGUGGCAGAGGAUGAAACCGUAGAGCAUCUCCUCCUUUGUUAUAUUCCACAUAGAGAAGGGGGUUAUAUGACAAGUGGGGAGAAAAACAGGUUUGCGGGAUGCUCAAAGUCCUAGAUUGGGAAUACUUUUCCCUGUCAGGGAGACAAGAUUAGGAAUAUUGUUAGUCCUGGGGUAGACUAAUAUUAACAGGAUAUAGAUAUUUUGCAGAAGUAAGUGAACGUGUUUAAAAACCAUUUUAGUUUAUUGUAUAAAAAUUUGUUCCUUGUUUCUACAUUUACCAAGUGUCUGUGUUAUCCUAUAUCUUCCCCACAUUUCAUUCAGUUAUGUUAACUUAGAGACUUAAAAGAAUUUCUAAAUCAAAAAGAUAUC